Molecule: messenger RNA, 161 nt
Organism: Racocetra fulgida
Lineage: Eukaryota; Fungi; Glomeromycota; Glomeromycetes; Diversisporales; Gigasporaceae
Source: the annotation of a GenBank genome assembly
UAGCAACAAACAAUUGGCCUUGGCCUCUAGAAGACCUAAAAAUAGAACAAGUCACAGCUGACAAUUACUCAGUUAAGAUAUGUAUAGAGGCUCUACGCAAGGAACUACCACCAGCUCCUACUUUGCUGCUUAAUGCAAAAACCCCACAACAGGAGUUAAGC